UUUCAGGAAACUAUCUUCAAUAAAUUUAAAAUGCAUUCUGAAAAUGAGAAGUAUACUGGAGAUGGAAAUAGUAAUGAGAUUGUUGCAUCCAGCCAGGGUCAUGAAUCUGAAGACAAACACAAGGCAAAGAAGAAGCAGAAGAAAGGGGAAAAACCUAAGGUGGUCAGCCCUUUCACACUGUUUCGAUACUCCAGCUGGUCAGAUAAAUUAUUAAUGAUACUAGGCACUCUGCUGGCAGUAGCCCAUGGAAGCAGUCUCCCUUUUGCGAUGAUAAUUUUUGGUGAUAUGACUGAUAGCUUUGUUGCAUCUGGAGACAAAAAUUUUACAGGAAACACUUCAUUGAAUUUCACUUCAGAUAUGCUUGACAAGCUGGAAGAAGAUAUGACAAGAUAUGCAUACUACUAUUCUGGAAUAGCAGCUGGUGUUCUUCUUGCUGCUUAUAUUCAGACUUCAUUCUGGACCUUAGCAGCAGGUCGGCAAAUAAAGAAAAUUAGAGAAAAAUUUUUUCAUGCAAUUAUGAGACAGGAAAUUGGAUGGUUUGAUGUAAAUGAUGUGGGAGAACUUAACACUCGUCUUCUAGAGUAA
Molecule: messenger RNA, 585 nt
Organism: Vidua macroura (Pin-tailed whydah)
Lineage: Eukaryota; Metazoa; Chordata; Aves; Passeriformes; Viduidae
Product: ATP-dependent translocase ABCB1-like
Exons: 5
Coding region: 31-585 (184 amino acids)
Biological process (GO): transmembrane transport
Cellular component (GO): membrane
Molecular function (GO): ABC-type transporter activity; ATP binding
Source: RefSeq, a predicted model, not a curated record